Molecule: messenger RNA, 5470 nt
Organism: Nezara viridula (southern green stink bug)
Lineage: Eukaryota; Metazoa; Arthropoda; Insecta; Hemiptera; Pentatomidae
Source: the annotation of a GenBank genome assembly
AUGAUCAAGGAUCCGGAGGUGGUUGAACAGUUACUUUCAGUGACGAUGGGGUUCUUCUUCCCCGGUUCAGACUUCUUGCUUGUAGCAGGUGUACUCGUGUACUUCUUGUACCGUUAUGCCACUUCGACGUACUCCUUCUGGGCCGAUCGGAAAGUCCCAUUCCUGAAGCCGGUUCCAUUUUUCGGUAACUUAUGGAAAAGAAUAAUAAGAAAAACUACGACGAUAGAUGACAUGCAGAUGCAGUAUGAGUUCUUCGGCGACAAUAAGUACGGCGGAACGUUCCUCUUCCGGAAACCAAACCUGUUCAUCAAGGAUCCACAGUUGGUAGAGCAGGUAUUGAUCAAAGACUUCUCAACAUUCUACAAUAGAUCGUUGAAUCCAGACCCAAAGAUCAGCCCCCUCAACAAGAAUCUCCUGACCCUCCAGGAUGCCCAGUGGAAGAACCUCAGAUCUAAGCUGACUCCGGCCUUCAGUUCUGGCAAGCUCAAGGUCAUUCAUCAGGAACUCAUCCAAUGCUGCGAGGAACUGACCAAGCAUUUGUCUUCUUAUGCCGAUACAGGAGAGCCCCUGGAAACAAAGAAGACAUUGUCGAGGUUCAUCGUCUACGCUAUAGGGUCAAUCGCCUUUGGUCUGAAGCUGGACACUCUCAAUGACCCUAACUGCGAGUUCGGGAAGGUAGCGGAUUCAGUCUUCAAGAUGACUUUCUUGAAGAGCCUUCUGGGGUUCUUGAGGAUGGGUUUCCCUUCUCUUGGAAGACUGGUGGAUGCUGUCGGUAGAUUAUUUGGAAAAGAUGGAUCUGAUAAUGAAUCUAAAAUCUUUAUCAUGAACGUAGUAAAAGAUACUGUCGAAUACAGAGAAAAAAAUAACAUUCAAAGGAAUGAUUUCCUUCAAAUCAUGAUGGAGCUGAGAAAACAAGAUGCAAACAGUAAGGAUGAAAUGAAAUUCGAUUUGGAGCUGAUGGGCGCCAAUGCCUUCGUGUUCCUGCUGGCUGGCUACGACACCGCGGCAGGUACGAUGAGCUUUGUGCUCUACGAACUGGCUGCUCACCAAGAGAUACAAGAAAGGCUCCUGGAAGAAAUUGUGGAAGUGCUUAAAAGGUACUCAGGAGACCUGACCUAUGAGGCAGUAAAGGAGAUGAAGUAUCUGGAUCAAAUUUUGUCAGAAACAUUGAGGCUGUUCCCUCCAAUACCGUCGACUUUUCGUGUCUCGAGGAGUCCAUACCAAAUACCUGGUACCUCUUUGCUUCUUCCAGCUGGAUCUACCGUUACCGUUCCCAUAUACAGUCUGCAUCAUGAUGCUAAAUACUUUCCGGAUCCCGAGAAGUUUGAUCCUGACAGAUUCGCUGAAGAUUCUAAGAUUGUAAAAGGGACAUAUCUUCCGUUUGGUGAUGGCCCAAGAAUUUGCAUUGCUCAAAGAUUUGCAAAACUAGAAAUAAAGCUUGCAGUUAUAAAAAUGCUACUUGAAUAUAAAUUCACUGUUAACGAAAAGACUAAAACACCAUUCACUUUCGACAGAGCUUUCUUCCUCAACCCUACUGGAGGCAUUUGGCUGAACUUGUCGAGAAGAACAUGAUUUAACUUUACCGUUAAUGUUCAUCUUUAUAAAUAUCUGUAAAUAAAUAUAUAUUUAAUACUAAUUAUAUUGUUAACUUGUAUUGGAGUAAAAUAUUUUGGUGAAAUCCAUCAUCCACUGGUAAAAGUCAAUUUCAUCCAUGGCUGUAUCUUUAGGCUGCCUUAAUUGAACAUUGAACAUUGAACAUGCUGAACAUUUCCCUUGCUUACAGUAUGCAGCUCCAAUUUUUAAUUUCUGAGAUAUUUAAAUCCAUAUCUUUAAGCAAACUCGUUAUUGUUUGGUUUGUGACACUUUUGCACACUGUUCCCCCUUUUUGCCUAACUAACCCGGCGUCGCAUUAAGUUGCUGAAUAUUUCUUUCCCUCAGGGGUGACCAUCCCCCCCCCCCCAAGGUCGAUGGCACAAGAACCUACUCCCUUCCCCCACCCAAGAUAUUUUAUUGCUCAUCUUUUCCUAAAAACAGAACAAGAUAAGGUAGAAUUAGAGAAAUCGUAGAUUUUUUUUUUUGGUUCUUCCCUGCCUCGCCUUUUCGGCUAUACAGGGUUUUACUGGGUCGGAGGGUGAGGGCAGGGAAUUUAAAUUCCCCUCCAGCGCCGGGAUGUGAACUCAUACUUUAUUAAUCUUCUUAAAUCUCUUAUCCGUUUGCCAGGUAACUCGCGGUGCAGUGCACACGCUUUAGCCUAUUCGGCCACCCCACCCCCUGAAAAUCGUAGAUCAUAUACAAUUACACUUGCUGCGGUAUGUUCCAUGUUUUUCCCUUGUCCCUUACUCCGAAAAUUCACAACUCUGUCGAAAUUUGCCCCUCUCAAAAAUUCAAAAAACCUUCAAAAUAUGUCCUCCCUGUCAAAAAUUUUGAUGGCACAAUUUGUGCCAUGAAACCCCCUUCUGGGCAUCCUUGCCCGCGCUUACAGUAUGCAAAUCGGAUUUUUAGUUCCUGUGAUAUGAAAAAACACUUCAAUUAGUCGACUUUACCCGAAUGAGCCUUACACAUCUGAUCCUGACGGCUCAGUUUCAUUCACUCCUCACAAAAAAGUGCAAAACGUGCCUAAAGAAGUUUUUACUUCAAAUUAAACUUAUAUAUUUUUUAGUAUAAUAUUUCUGUUCACUAAGAAAAACCUUUUGUGUAUAAGUAUUUAACCUAACAGCUACUAUGGUGUCGGUGAAGGUCAUUAGUAAUAUACCAGUGGGAACUCAUUCGGAUGCGGGAGGCCUCUAACCAAUUUCUGAAUUAGUAAUUGAUAGAAGGGCUCUGAAUAGAUGAUGUUUAAGGCUAAAUAAGGACUAGUAUUUAAAAUGACUUGUAAUUUUAUUUUUUUCAACAAAAAAAAAAUGUUGGUCUUUUAUUUUUUUCCUACUCUCCUUUAUAAUUCUAUAUGUACCAAUUCAGGGGUGCUUAGAACGGGUGCUUGCAGAAUGCCCACGCCAUGGUGUGGAAAUAGUUCUGGCUGACCUUUAUGCACAGGCCGGAAGAGAGCCCGUUCUUUUGCAAUUGUAUUCUACAUCCAGAAUCUAAUGAUAAUGGUUCAAGGCUGGUGGAUUUUGUCGCAUCUCAAUAUAUGAUUAUUGGCAGCACUAUGUUUGACCGUAAAAACAUCUAUAAAGCCACGUGGGUUACCCCAGACAACAACACUAUUACCACAAGUGGGUUAUUAUACAGACAAUAACCCAAAUUGACCAAUACUCUGGUUAGUCGGAGACAAAGGUCCAGUCUUAUGGGAGUAAGAACACUCAGAGGAGCGAAUGUUGACAGUGAUCACUACCUGCUCGUACCAUGAAUGAGCCAAAAUGAGUAAUGGGGCUCGAAUACGGGCAUAAAACUAAAGGGGCUGAAUGGAAAGGAUUAAUACUCGGAAACUACGUGAACCAGAGUGUAACGAAGAAUCCACCUAGAGACUUGAUUAGGCUUUAGAAGGGAGCCCUUAUGAAGAUACAGUGAAUGGAAGAUGGAAUCACUGCAAAGUUGCCAUCAAACAAACUGCAGGAGAGGUUCUGGGUUGAAGGAAGCCCACCAAAGAUCUGAAUGGUUUGACUCGGAGUGCCAGACAGCGACAGACAGGAAAAACGAAGCUUAUAAGAUAAUGAUAGAGAGUCACAGAACUCUCCAAGCAGUUAAGGAAUAUAAAGACAGAAGUCAAGAAGAUAAAUGCUUUCAUAGAAGAAAAAAAUAAAGGAAAUUGAACAAAGGAGUUGGGCGGAUGUAAGAGCCUUUUACAAGAGUGCAAGUGUGUAGCAUAAAGAAUUUGAGUCUAGAUUCAAUGCUUACCGAGGAGAGGAUGGAUCAUUAAUUACAAGUGAAGAUACCAUUCUUGGCAGAUGGGUCACCCACUUUUUAAGUAUUUUGGGGAUCCCACGGUGAAUAGUAUAAUUCCUGUUCUAUGCAAUGGCUUUGAGUUAACAGAUCCACCAGAUGACGAGGAAAUCUAUGACUCCAUCCAAAAACUUAAGAACGAUAGAGCCUCAGGAUCUGAGACUAAUCAAAGUUAUCCGUGAUCUUCAUACUAUUUGGUUAACUAAGAUCAUGCCUGAAGAAUGGUACACCGGCAUCAUAAUCUCUCUCCAUAAAAAGGAAGAUCAAGCCAACUGCAAUAAUUACCAUGGCAUAACUCUCCUCAAUUGCACAUAUAAGGUGUUAUCUAAUGCCAUCUAUCAGAGGCUAAUGUUGCAUGCAGAAAGAGAGGUGGGAAUCCAUCAAUGUGGUUUCAUGAGAGGAAGAUCUAUCACUGUUCAAAUCUUUGCCUUAAGGACUCUGCUUGAAAGAACAAGAGAAUAUAAUAUCAUCACACUUCACCUUUUCAUAGAUUUUAGUAGUGCAUAUGAAAGUCUCAUCUGAGAGAGGUUGUACCAGGUUAUGGAAACUAUUAAUAUUCCCCUUGAAUUGAUCCAUCUUACAGAGCUGCUGAUGAUGGGAUCAAGGUGUCAAGUCAGAAUACAAGGAGACCUGUCAGAGGCAUUCACGACCACAACAGGCCUAAGACAAGGAGAUGGCUUAUCAUGCCUGCUAGGUAAUAAGGGUAUGUAGACAAUUUAGUAAUGCUUUAUAUAAUCUUGGGAAUAACCAAGGGAAAAGUGUGUAUUUUUUUAGUUAUUCGCAAAUAAAGUUUGUUUUCUUUCAUAACUUGUUUGCCUGAAUUUUCGGGGUGAAUGGACUAUUUUGCCCGCCUGAAGGAGAAGGAAGCCUUCAAAAUUGGUGGCUCAAUCUUGAGAUUUGGUGAAAAAUUAACGAUGAUCUGGCUUGUCGAUCAAAACACCAUCGAUAAAUAAUAUAAGCUCCUCCUCUCUCGCUCAUAGAGACCUCAAGUCGUCGAAAUGAGACAUGUAUUCAAUGACAGUACUACAAUUGAUGUAAGAUUAUGUGGAUGCGAACCCUAUGCCUUGCGUUAUCUCGAAAAUAGUACGUUUUUGGCUUAAAAACGCAGGAUCCGAUAGUUCCGGUGGUAUCGACUUUAUUUAUUUUAGAAAGAAAAACAUAAGUGGAGAAUACGAUUCGCUAACCCCCCGAGAAAUUCUGAAUCGAACGGUACCCCAUUCAUGGUAUUUGAGCUUAUAUUUGGUACAAAACCGAUUUCGAGCUUUACUGUAAUAAUAUAUGUGGGGAUAUAAAUUAGAAUAAUAUUGCUUGAAUAACAAAGCAGAGAAAUUCUCUGUUUUAAAAGUGACUGAAUACAUACAUAUGUGUAAACAUCCUCUUCAAAUGAACACACACGUUACUAUAAAUACAGGCAACAACAUUUUAUUAGACUCUGUUAAUAAUUUAGACAUUCAUGAUAACUUUACUUAAAAAAGUAGAAACCAAUUAUUAAUAAUGACAACUUUAUGGAGAAUAAUUACUCUAAAAUGCGUAGAGCCACAUUGUGGGAUUGCGGGUAAUGAAGCCGAUUUUACCUUGCAAAAGAAGCAGC